Molecule: messenger RNA, 252 nt
Organism: Paramecium tetraurelia
Lineage: Eukaryota; Ciliophora; Oligohymenophorea; Peniculida; Parameciidae
Exons: 1
Source: RefSeq, a predicted model, not a curated record
AUGAAUGAACGAUUGGACACACAAGAUUAAACUGACACCAGUAUUUUAGGUAAGGAUAAGAAAUCAAUACGGAGAAAUCGUUUAAGAUUGGAUAAAUUUAAUCAUCCUAUCAUUAAGGGUGUAAAAGGGAAGAGAAUCGUCUUUAGAGAUGCAAUAGAAGGAAGAAAUUUAUGUGAUGUUUAUUUGGUUUAGAGGUACAUUGAAAAGAAAGAAUAAAAUAUGAAAUGCAGAUGCGCAUGUUCAAUCUAGUGA